Molecule: messenger RNA, 726 nt
Organism: Microthlaspi erraticum
Lineage: Eukaryota; Viridiplantae; Streptophyta; Magnoliopsida; Brassicales; Brassicaceae
Source: the annotation of a GenBank genome assembly
AUGCCACUCUUCUCGGCACGCUCCGGUGUAAUGAAGCAAUUCGAUGCUCCAGAGUCGAAUAAAACGUGGGACUCAAAACCGCCCACUAACAAGAACAAAACUACAACCACCACAAAUGUGCGUCUCCACUCAGAUAGUGGACUGCCAACUCCACCUGGUACUAAACAAACAUCUGAUAGACUGGAAAUUCCGCUCCAAUCUCUAACGCCACUAAUCUGCCGCCUCUGGGCUAACUCCGCCCUAAAGUACGGCGUACCAAUCCUCUGCAUGUGCCCCAUCAUAUCCAAAAAGGCGGCACCAUCAAACCCACAGCCUGCGGCUGAACAAAACCCGCAGCCCUCUGCUGCACCUCUGCCACUGGAGGUACUCCCGGAGCCCCCUGUGGAACCACUGGCGGAAAACGAGCCAAUAACUGCGUCAGCAAACCCACCACUAAGUCAUCAAGACCCUGAGCCGGAGCACCACCCCACCCGGAGCAGCCCCCGCUCCCAAACCAACACUCGCAUCCACACUGGCCUCACUCGCCACGGAUACCGACUGGGUCACCGACGCAGUCGCCACACUAGGCGCCACACUCUCUCCCGAAUCCGCCGAAGUCCACGACCUCGGCCCCGGCCUCCACGGCCUCUAGCUCUGCCACCACGGCCUCGAGCACCGCGCCCUCUCGCGCCACAACCUCUAGCUACUCAGUCCAUCUCACUCAUGGAACCAAAAAGAGCACACUAG